This is a messenger RNA of Didymella exigua CBS 183.55, 909 nucleotides long. RefSeq lists its product as uncharacterized. The transcript has a single exon. The record is from RefSeq and is a predicted model, not a curated record. NCBI's taxonomy places the organism in Eukaryota, Fungi, Ascomycota, Dothideomycetes, Pleosporales, Didymellaceae. The coding region runs from base 1 to 909 and encodes 302 amino acids.
AUGCGCGCGCUCGCAGAUACGGCCCUUACCUACCUCACACGCGAGCCGCAAGCACGAUCGCUCAGAAGUAGCUUCGGUCCGCUAGUACGAUGUCUAUCUGACGAAGCUGCGCCGGCGGCCACAGCUUCUUAUCGAGGUGACGGCGCAGCAGGAGCCAAUGUGCCACAAGCCAAAGCUGAGAUCGAGAAACCACCAACAACUCUGCCUUCUCUACUCCGAUACGUCGACCAUAUCCUUAUGCGCGACGAGAGCCUUCACAAUUAUCCACCUUAUCCUGCGCAGAAAUGCAUCAGCUGCAACACACAGUGGGAUCGAGUCGCCAUCCCUUCAACGUUCCUACCCUUGUCACCGUGUAGUCACUGGAUUCACUAUCGAUGUCUCAUCGAGCUUGCUAUCCGCGGUGGAGACUCACAAAAAGGCACAUGCCAUACGUGCAACACACCGCUCUAUGAAUGGGACGGCAUCAACGCGCUUACACUCGCAUGGCGCACCGAUCUACCGAUCGAAAAGGAUCAGACUAGCGCAGUUAGUCCAAAAACAUACACUCUGAUCGCUUCUAGCAAAGAUUGGUAUGAGGAAGAGUGCGAGUUCAUCGAGAAAUUGAUUGAAAGACGCUUUUUCAAUCAGUUGACGAAGCCCAGUGGCUUCUCCGACUACUCUCCAGAUCUUGUGCAGUGCUUCAACAAUACACUCAGUGAUCUCAGGCUAUUGGAGCGACCCACCUCAAAGUGGCUUAUGUGGAGUACACAAACCGGAUCGCUGCUGUUUGGCAUGCUGGUCGCAAUCAAGAUGCAGCGAUUUUUGACGGAGCGCCAUAAUAAGAUCAAGCAAACAGAAGCGUGGGUCGCUUGGGAGGAAGGAUGCCGGAAAAUUCAAGCUAAUAUACUGAAGGAGGUUCAUCGAGAGUGA